UAUGCAUGCAUGCAUGGCAAUCACUAAGACACAACAUUUAAAGCGCUCGUUGACUAGCAAAAUUAGUUAAACAGAAAAGAGUGCAGCAUCAAUUACAACAAGAGAUGCUGUCUAGAGAUUUUCUCACCUGGUUAGUACUACUACUGACCCUAGCUACUGUUACCAGGAGUGAGCACUAUCACAUUGUGCCGGUGGAUUCAACCGACUUGUGUCAUGGAUAUCGAAAUGGAACUUGUUUCACUCUCGAGCAGCUUGUUCAAACAGACCUGUUAUCUGGUGGAGUCAAUCUCACCUUGAGCUUUCUACCUGGAGAUCAUGUGUUAACUGAGCAGUUAUUGAUUCGCAACUUUUCACACGUGCACUUUACCAGCCGGAACAAAAGUAUAACUGUAGUCAGAUUCGAUAGCAAUGCUACGUUACGUUUUGUUAGUAUUACCAAAUUGAGUAUUAAACACUUGGGUUUCAUUGGAGUGAAUGUUGGAACACGAAAAUCACAUCAAGGUUUGACCAUUGACAGUGCCCACGAUGUCUAUAUCAACGACUGCUACUUUACGAACUUUUUUGUCUUCCUCAAUCAAACUGUCUUGGGAAACCACAUAAAUACUCAAACUGUAACAAUUGAGAGCACUUUCUUUGUGAACAACACUGGUCGGGCACUGCACAUUGAGGCUGAUGAUGUGUACAUAACAAAUAGCAACUUCACUAGAAAUGAUGGAGGUGCAGUUUACAUUCAAUCAAAUAGCACACUGAUUAGCAACACAGAGUUCAACUACAACAGUGCUGUGACUGGAGGAGCAGUAGAAUUGGUAUCUGGUACUGUAGUGAUCACCUGGUGUAACUUCACAAAUAGUGAAGCUUUUCAGUAUGGUGGAGCGAUUUAUGUUGACUCAGGCAGUGUGUCUAUCUCCGACAGCACACUGACAAACAGCAGUGCUGACAGGAGUGGUGGAGCGAUUGGUGUCUACUCAGGCAAUGUGUCCAUCUCUGACAGCAUACUGACAAACAACAGAGCUGACUACGGUGGAGCGAUUGAUGUUACCUCAGGCAGUGUGUCCAUCUUCGACAGCACACUGACAAACAAUAGAGCGGACGGGAGUGGUGGAGCAAUUGGUGUUCACUCAAGCAGUGUGUCUCUCUCUAACAGCACACUGACAAACAACAGUGCUGAAGGGAAUGGUGGAGCGAUUCAUGGUAACCUAGGCAGUACUGUGUUCAUCUCCAACAGUACACUAAAAAACAACAUGGCUACCUACGGAGGAGGAAUAUUUUUGAGAGAGAGUACACUCUUUGUAAAGAAGCCAAUAAAAAUCUAUCACAACACAGCACUGAAUGGUGGAGGCAUUUAUGCUCAUUCAAGCAGAGUCGAGUUUCAAUCUGCGUUACCAAUUCGUUUAGGUACAAAUACACAAAGUGAAAUUGUCAAAAACAUUGCUGAGAAUGGUGGAGGUAUAUAUGCAGUAGCUACAACUAUAAAACUAACUCGUUCACACGUUAACAUCGACUCAAACAUCGCAAUUGCUAAAGGAGGUGGAGUGUUUCUACAGCAAAGUUCGAGCCUGUACAUAUAUAAGAAAGACAAUGAAUAUGAGGCUCAGAAUAUAUUUGUCACGUUAAUGUUUAACAACAACUUGGCUCAGUACGGAGGGGGAAUAUUUGUGGCGGAUGACACAGAGAGUGGUGCCUGCAGAGGAGGAGUUAUAGAAACUGGUGCUACUCAAACCAUUUUUGCUGAAUGCUUUUUUCAAACAAUUAAAUUGUAUAACUAUGGCUACGGAUUCGCAAACUAUUUCAACACGUUCAUGACUAACAACAAAGCUACUCAAUCAGGAGCAGACAUCUAUGGAGGUCUGUUGGACAGGUGUACAGCAAGUCAAAGUGCUGAAUACUACUUUUCUUCAAAUGGAUUAGACUACAUAAAUAACACUAUAAAAUUCUCCACCGAAUUAUCAAUCUCUUCUAGGCCUGUGCAAGUAAUUUUAUGUAACUAUUCACAAAGCGACAUUGUUUUUACAAGAAAAGGACACACAUUUAAAAUCAGUGUUAUGGCUAUUGACCAAGUUGGAAAUCCAGUGAAUGCUACAAUUCACAAUUCUGUUAUCACUAGUAGUGGUGUUGUUCGUCUCAAAGAAGGACAGGCUGAACAAGUAGUUGGCAAUCAGUGCACAGAAUUAAAGUACAAUGUAUUCUCACAAGACAGCUCUGCUCAAGUGGAACUCUAUGCUGAAGGUCCAUGCAUCAAUUUGGGAAUUUCAAGACAACUUAUUAGUAUUUCUUUUCUACCCUGCACAUGCCCUAUUGGGCUCAAACCAAUUCUGUCCGAUAUUGUGUGCAAGUGUGACUGUGAUCCAGUUUUGCAACAAGAUUAUCAGAUAACAAGCUGUUCUGAGGAAAUUGGGACCAUACAGCUAGAAAGUAAUAACAACAUAUGGAUAGAAGUCAUAAAUACCACCAACAAAACAGGGUAUGUUGUUAGUAACUGUGUAUUUGACUAUUGUGUAGAAAAACCAGUCAACAUCAAUCUAAGCAACCCUGACAAACAAUGUGCCUACAAUCGAAGUGGUGUCUUGUGUGGAGAAUGUGAACCAGGACUCAGUCUUGCUUUGGGUACGUCCAACUGUAAAGAAUGCUCUAAUCUUUAUCUUCUUCUACUAAUACCAAUAGCACUGGCAGGCAUAUUGCUAGUUACUUUAAUUCUCAUGCUCAACAUUACUAUAGCAACUGGAAAUAUUCAUGGCCUCAUACUUUACGCCAACAUAGUAGUUGCUAAUAGAGCAAUUUUCUUUCCUAGUUUUAACAACUUUUUAACAAUUUUUAUAUCAUGGGUGAAUCUUGACCUGGGAAUCGAGACUUGCUUUUACGAUGGAAUGAACUCUCAAGUAAACGUGCUCCUUCAACUUGUCUUUCCCGCUUACUUGCUUCUUCUAAUAUUCUUCAUAAUCGUUUUGAGCAAGUACUUUGACUCAUUUGCAAAGCUCCUCUCCAACAGGAACCCAGUUGCUGCCCUAGGCACACUCAUCCUGCUAUCUUAUUCCAAACUCUUACGGUUUGUCAUUGCUGCACUACAAAACAGAGUUUUGAAAUAUUCUGACGGAUCCACCGAGACUGUGUGGCUGUACGACGGCAAUGUGCAAUAUUUCACUCACGAUCACAUCCCUCAGUUUGUUGCUGCUAUCAUAAUCCUCAUUGCCGGUGUAUUGUUCACUGUACUGCUCUUCUUUGGACAAUGGUUUCCUCGCUGUUCCAAGGUUAUGAUAUGGACCAAGAACACAUACUACAAUGGUUUUAAGGAUGCAUACCAUGCUGCAUUCCCUCCCAAGCAUCGCUACUGGGUGGGACUGCUCCUCUUUGCUCUGAUUGCUCAUAAUCUAGUAGUUGCCAUGGCUCCAGACACAUCUCUCCCUCUGCUAUCAUCUGGCUGUAUUGCAUUCGGACUGAUAGCAUUGAACAACCGAGUGUAUAAAAAGCAACUUAAUGAAACAUUUUUUCUGCUUAAUCUCGGUAUUCUAUCUAUUGGCACUUUUUAUGUUGUUGAAACACACCGACAGCAAGAAACACUGACCAUUGUUUCAAUGUCUAUAGCUUUCCUCCUUUUUGUGACAAUAAUCAGCUACCAUUUCCACCACUACAUACUAAAGAAGACCAAAACAUGGCUCAAGAUAAAAGAAGUCGCAAAGAAAUUGAGAACUAGUACUGCAGACAAAAGGAACGAACAACCUAACAACGCCAUGGUAAUGCAUCAGCUUGCAGCCAAUGAAUUUGAAGACGAUGAUGAUAAGGAACAUAAAACUGAGCAAGUAGACAUUGUGGACCCACCACCUUACACUAAUGGAGUUGUAGAAGAAGCUGACUCUGAUCAUUACGUUACUCCUCCCAUUAUCAGAUCAGCUGCGAGGCCCGACCAGUUGAGACCAUUCUACGUGGAUGAACUAGCCCCCCUCAUCACAGAAGACAAUAAACCAGCCCCUCCCCAACAAGAGUCAAACAUUAUCUCGUUGUUACACACACAAUAGUCGGCCCUAUAAACAACAAUGAAGUAUGAACCGUGUUUUAUAUAAAUAGCAAUAAAGUAUGAACAGUGUUUUAUAAAUAGCAAUGAAGUAUGAACCGUGUUAUAAAUAGCUGAGGUACCUGUAGGCAAGGUAUUCUAUAGUUCUGUAACAGUCUUGAUAAGAGACACACUUUUAAAAUUAAAUGCAUAUGUAUGGUUGUGUUAUUAUUAUGUCCGUUGUACUUAAUAUUUGAUUCCAGAUACGACCUACAAUAAUU
This is a messenger RNA of Halichondria panicea, 4266 nucleotides long. RefSeq lists its product as uncharacterized. NCBI's taxonomy places the organism in Eukaryota, Metazoa, Porifera, Demospongiae, Suberitida, Halichondriidae. The transcript has 2 exons. The record is from RefSeq and is a predicted model, not a curated record. The coding region runs from base 105 to 4010 and encodes 1301 amino acids.